GUACAAAUAUUUAAUGGAUUUUUAGGCUUUUUGAGAUAGUUUUUUCCAGUGAUUCCUCAGCAGGUUCAAAGGAUCCUUUAGGGGUUCCAGAUGUACUUGCUAGGGUUUCUUUGGGUCUCUGAGACCCAGGGUUUACAGCAAGUUUAUGUUGUAGAUUCUGGGGAUCCUUGAUUGGGCUCCAGUUGUUCAUUAAGGGCUUGAGAAAGGCUCAGUUUCUUGGCUAAAAACGUUACGUAGACUGAUAAUUUUUGAUGUUGAUCAAGUCUUCAAAGUUACCUGAUCUUCCACACCUACAUGGACUCUGCCAUUAGACAAGGAUUACAUGAGUUCUGACAGGCAGAUGGCCGACCACCCUGAGUCCUGUUCUGCUUGAGGUUUCUGCCUCUUAAAAGGAAGUUUUUCCUUGCCACAGUUGCCACUAUAUAAAUAAAAUUGACUCGACUGACAGAGUAACUCCAAGAUUUCUUUUUUCAAGGACUACUGGGAGGAACUCAUAGUGGAGACAGACCUCUGAACGUAAGGUUUUUUGUGAGUGUUUUUCCAUUGAUUUUUCAGUAGGUUAUACCAGAGAUGGCAGCAGCAAGUUCACAUAUUACAUGAAUCAGCUUUGGCAUUUACAGUAAUCCUUCAAUAUAAAUUAAUCCAGCAGGUGUCACUGUUUAAAUAUCAGAUGAAUGAAUGAAUCAGCACAUGCACACAUGCUUCAAAGUUGAUCAGGUUCAUCUUUAAGCACUUUGCCUUGAAGAAGAUUUUCAGGUUACAGAUUAACAAUGGAUGGCAGUGGAUGCAAUAAAUUGUAGGCAAUAGAAAACCAGCAGAGAGUGUUUAAAAGGAUGCGUUCAGAAUCCCCUGUAAAGAAUCUGUUUAGAGUUACCUGCUCCAGAAGAGUUGAAUAAUGCCUCCUAUGCUCAUUGUAAAGCCUUGGUUUGGAAGACAGUUGUAAUGAUAGUGUUCUCAAUCAUAAACACAAGAACAGACAGAAAAACAUCAAUUAUGAAAUGUCAGUUGCAAACUAUAAUUCUUAAACACUAAGCAACAGGAUGUAGUAAUAUUUAAUUAUAGAGUCUAAGAUGAAUGAACUCUGCUAAAAAAGAUUUCAGGAGUUUUUAACAGAUGGUGAUGAAAACUGAUUAUUAGUUUUUCAUGUAUUAGGCAUCCAUUUUUUAACGCAGCUGUUGUGGAUCUUGAAUGCAGCCCACAGUUUCCUUUCUUUUUUUCUUUUUAUAAUCAUCUGACCAUGACUUCCUAAACUGGAGUCCACAGUCCACAGUGACAAACAUUUAAAAUCACAUCUAGAGGAAAAGAAACAGCGGGUACUUUUUCAGACUCAGGAGAUUCAAAGACUUUGAAAACAACUUUGCACCUCAGGUCAGUCUGUAAAACCAGAAUCGGAUCAGCUGGUUUAGUUGAAAACAGGAUCUGGAUGUCUGCAGCAGGGCACACCUGGGAUUUGGAGUACAGUUUUGCAGAGGAGCAGGACUUCCAGCAGGUCCUGAACAUCUGCAGCAAAGAUGACUACAACGGGUUGGACUAUAUGGCUGCUGCCUUUCACCGCUGGCUGAAGGAGCCUGGACGCCUCGUCUUCCUCGCCAGGUUGAACAACAGAGUGGUGGCGCUGGAGUCUACACUGCUGGUGGAUGGUGGUCAGACAGUCGUGUUUCAGGGUCGCAGGGUGGUACCUGAUCUCAGAGGUAGUGGCAUCGCUGGCGCCAUCCAGAAACAUGUGACUGACUACAUCCGCCGCCAUUACCCAGAAGUCUCUGCAUCUAGGCUGAGCCGAGGAGACCAGCCUUCACCACAAACACUGGCCAAGUACAGACUCAUAGCUAAAGAGGCCAUCUUGUCUCUUUGCUGUGAGGCAACCGACCUUGGCUCCUUCAUCAAUGAGAUGAAGUCCAAACUCUCCAGCCAGGCCGACUCUUCGCAAGCUCCAGUGAUUCUGAACCAGCAGCAGGCGGAGACUCUGGUCCUGUCCAACCAUGUGGUUUCCAACUUGUUGCCUGGCAAAACCAUCAUCAACGACUGGGAGCCUCUGAAGCCAAUGGAGGCUAAUCUGGAGGUGCUGCGCCGCAGGGGGUUGACAUGGAUUGUAGAUAAUGAGUUUGAGCCCUCUGCCAUCAGCCCGUGCACCCCACCGUACCCCGUCCCCUACCGCCAUGACGCCCUGCGCAUCAACAUCAACAUCUUUGGUCGCAGUUUGGCUUCAGUCUGUGCCGUGUUUCUGGCUCAACUUGAAGCUUUGUUACCAAGUCUCCAAGGUUACCUGAUCUUCCACACCUAUGUGGACCCUGGGGUUUGGCCAGGGUUCCGCCAGUUCUGCCACAACAACGCCAAGGUGUCAUUCUUCAAGGACUACUGGGAGGAGCUCAUACUGGAGACAGACCUCUGAAUUGUCUCAGCAGCGCUGCUUAUACACAUUUGAGAUUGAGCUAUAUACAAAAAUUAGGUUGAUUUUUAGUUUUUUUGUGAUUGUCCUCUCUGGGGAAUCAGAUUCAAAGGAUCCUUUAGGGAUUUCAGAAGUUCUUGCUAGAGUUUCUAUGGGUCUCCAAUGAAUCCCAGGGAUUGCAAUAAGUUUCUGGUUCCCUGUGUAGAUUCUGGGAAUCCUUGAUUCGAUUCCAGUUGUUCUUUAAGGGCUCGAGAAAGAAAAAAAAUUUGAUGCUGAUCUGCUUUAUAAAUAAAGUGUAUUGUUAUUACUACAGUUGAAAUAAAUCAGUCGUGUGCAAAUUUGA
Molecule: messenger RNA, 2729 nt
Organism: Lates calcarifer (barramundi perch)
Lineage: Eukaryota; Metazoa; Chordata; Actinopteri; Centropomidae
Gene: nat16l
Product: N-acetyltransferase 16, like
Exons: 4
Coding region: 1424-2389 (321 amino acids)
Molecular function (GO): acyltransferase activity, transferring groups other than amino-acyl groups
Source: RefSeq, a predicted model, not a curated record